Dendrobium catenatum is the source of this 710-nucleotide messenger RNA. Its product is annotated as protein HVA22-like. Lineage: Eukaryota; Viridiplantae; Streptophyta; Magnoliopsida; Asparagales; Orchidaceae. The transcript is spliced from 5 exons. The coding region runs from base 131 to 508 and encodes 125 amino acids. The record is from RefSeq and is a predicted model, not a curated record.
AAAUAAAUAAAGAUUUCUCUCUCUUUCUCUUUUUCUACUCAUCUUCCAUUAAAAGGAUAAAAUUCUUCAUUCUGUGAGCCAUAGAGAGAUCAAUUCUGAAUUUCCAGGUCUCAAUCUCCAGUUCUUCACAAUGGACCUCUUCUGGACUUUGCUCUCUCAUCUCAUCUCUCUCGCUGGGCCAGCCCUCAUGCUCCUUUACCCCUUAUACGCUUCUGUUCAAGCAAUAGAGAGCACGUCGAAGCUUGAUGAUGAGCAAUGGUUAGCUUAUUGGAUCAUCUAUUCAUUCAUCACUCUCAUGGAGAUGAUAGCAGCACCUAUUUUAUACUGGAUUCCAAUAUGGUAUAAGAUAAAGCUUUUGCUGGUGGCCUGGCUUGUUCUUCCACAAUUCAGAGGAGCUUCUUUUAUAUAUGAAAGGUUUGUGAGGGAGAAGAUGAGGAUGCACAGAGCUAGAGCUGCUCAACGUGCUUACGUGAAGGAGGUAUUAGGUGGGAAUAAGGUGGAAGGCUGAGAAGGACAUUGGUGAACAAAAAUGAGAUCAAGAUGUGAUCUUUUUCUUCUGCCUUUUACUUUUUCUUUCAAUUCUAUUAUUUCAUUUUGUUAUUGAUAAGAAACAACUGAGAGGAAAGCUAAGAGAAGGAUAAGUAAAAAAUAUUAUUUUGUUUGAAUCUUUGUUCAUUGGCAAAAAUUAUUCUUUGAGGACGUCGAACGUC